Messenger RNA from Achroia grisella, 1021 nucleotides. RefSeq lists its product as uncharacterized. The transcript has 7 exons. The coding region runs from base 87 to 848 and encodes 253 amino acids. The record is from RefSeq and is a predicted model, not a curated record. NCBI's taxonomy places the organism in Eukaryota, Metazoa, Arthropoda, Insecta, Lepidoptera, Pyralidae.
UAGUUAUUGAUUUAAUUAUAAAAAUAUUUAUAUAGUGAAAUAAUAUUUGUAUACUAUGAUAUUUAUUAUAUUAUAAUAAAAGGAAAAUGGGUGUUGGUGGCGCGAAAAUGUAUUUAUUUGUAUUUUUUAGUAUUUGUUUAGUGGCACCUGCAAUAUUUGCUGAAGAUGUGAGCUACCAAGCCUGCGUGGAUAAAUACUCGAGGAAAGGCUACCAACCGUGGCAGGAGUGGUCGGACCACUACACGUGUCACCGUUACCGUUGCGAGAUCAGAGAUGGGAAGUAUUUCAUUGCUGCGGUUGGGUGUCGCAAGCCCAAAAUUCCUGAGAACGCCUUGGAAUGUCACGAAUAUAUUGAGGAUGAAAACGUUGAAUUUCCUACCUGUUGCGCCCGCUUGAGAUGCGUCGUAGAACUCAAUGGUGAACGGAUUGUUCAGACCAGAGGCCAACCAGGCGAACUCUUCCCUGACAAGCCAUGGAAAGGACAACAGAAUGAGCCAAACCCAGCAGUCGUAGGCAUGGGUGCUAUCCAGCAAAACACCAUCAACAACGAGCCCCAAGGUCAACCAGCUCCGGGGAUGUUCAACAACAGAGGCGCAGCGGAUGGCAGCGAUAUUAACGGAAGGCGAUAUGUAGACCCUUACCCCAGCCAGCAAAUGCAGGAAUCACCGAGAAAGAAACGAUCAACCGUGUACCCCUUAUUUGAUAGAAGUUUAGCGCGGGAAACGGGCUCCUACCAGCCCCACAGCCAAGUCAAAAUACACGGUUAUACUCCAGAGAAAUAUACAUCGUAUUUCUCAAAUAAUGUCAAAGGAUUGUCAAAUCCGAAGUUACUGUUUAAUUCGUCAUAAAUCCAAGAUAAAUAAAUGUCACUUACAUUAUAACUUUGUAUAUUUAAGCAGUAUAAAAAUAUAUUUUCACAUUAAAAAAAACUAAAUCAAUGCAAAUAAAUUAAUGAUAUGCUUAUGUAACUCAAUUUAUUUUGUUGUUGCUGUGUUUUUGUUACGUUAUACGUUAUGUAAUA